This is a messenger RNA of Sphaeroforma arctica JP610, 1318 nucleotides long. RefSeq lists its product as hypothetical. The transcript is spliced from 12 exons. The record is from RefSeq and is a predicted model, not a curated record. Lineage: Eukaryota; Ichthyosporea; Ichthyophonida. Bases 29 to 1318 code for a protein of 429 amino acids.
GGCGAAGAGUUGGAAGGAGUUGAACUCUAUGUGCAAAUCAAAAAUACCCGCGAACCAGACGAAGAAACAACAGAUCGAGUUUCUUAACCGUAUGUGGACUGCGUUUCUUGACGCCAAAGAGCAGAAAGAUCAAGAGCGACAGUGCGUGCUGCUUCUAAUGUUUAUAGAAGAUUCGAUGACCCUGGGAGUGCAAUCAAGUCCUGAUUUUAAGAGGCGUUUAGAGCAAGCUUUCAAGCGCGCCGAGGUACUGAAAGAUCAACUGAAACUUAGAUACAUAAGGUUAAAGGAGGAAACGAAGAAGGCUGAAGCGGAGUGUCAGAAAGAAGAAGAACUAGCCAGAACAACAACACCGUAUGCUUUCGAUUUAGGGAAAUCUCAGCCUAUGAAGGACACGCAGCUAAGUAGUUCUGGCUCGGGUUCAUCAACGUCAAAUCCUAAUAAAACAGCUCGCUAUGUGCAGCCCAGAGACGUCUACGGUUGGAUGGAAAGCGAAAACAGCGUCUUAUUACUAGACACUCGCUCAAUCAGGAUAUAUAAGUCAUUGCAUAUUAAGACAAUACACAAUUCUCAUAGCGUGAGUGUCCCGGAAGAGGUUCUUACCAAGAACAACCUGGUGUUGAAGGACAUUGACAUGAAUAUCGAGGACGAUGCCAAAGCCUUUUGGGCCAAACGAAAUACAUACAAAUUUGUGGUCAUGUUCGAUCAGAACACAUCGCAGGAUUCGAGCACUGCGUGGCACUCGAACUUCCCCAGACUGGACAGAAUACUCCGAGAGGAUGGUGUCUCAGAUAUAUAUAUAAUGAACGGCGGCUUUCGCGAGUGGUAUAAGUUGUAUCCCACGCAAUGUGACGGUACGAAUCCGACCAUGGCACCGGUCACCAAUAGAGACGCCGCUAAGAUUGAUUACCCGACCGUUGGUACUUUGAAUCAACUGAGUAUGUCCGUGCCUGCCCAUAGCGCCAAAAGCGCCCACCUGUACCCAAUGUUUGGAACAGGCACCAGGCCUAUCUCCGAGUACGAAACUGAUACGGACGAAUCGAGUGAUGAAGAAACUCCGGCUGCAGUGGGAGUCUCUGCCCCCGCCGUCAUCAGAACUAGUAAGCCAUCGCUUCAAGGACCACCGUUGCUGCCCAAACCAACUACGCCCAAAGUCAGUGCUCCUCCGAUACCUGUGUCCGCUAAGCCAAUCACCGCCCCAGCAACCGUGGUGGCGAAGAAACCCAGGCGGCUAAAGACCAAGAAAAUCGGUAUGGUGCUUGCGCUUGGUAUUCUCACGAAUAGCCGAGUUCGGGUGUUCGUAUUAUAUGGACUGACAUAA